AUGUCGGGGACGCAGAACUUGAGGAAGAAACAAGCAAGAGGAGGACAAUGCGUUCCUGGUUCGAGGGGAUUUUCGAGUGACCUGCCACCCUCGGAUAUGUCUAGGGUCCCGUUUUCCUCCAUCUCGCUCGCAGUUCGAGGUCUGCGCAUUCGGGUCAUCACGCUUGUACCGUCAAGCGCUACUGGUGUCCCUGUCAAGGCGAUACAUCCAUAUGUUCAUCCCUUCUUGCGACUUCCACGAGACCGCUAUUCCACUCCUCAUAACCACCAUCACCCAGAUCCACAUUUAAUCGUUCCACCACUCCUUACGAUGUCGCUUGGCCUUGUGUUACCACCGUCACAGCCACGUUACAGCUGUUAUCAUCAGCGCUGCGCUUUUCUCCCGCCAAUAUUGGCCUCGUUCAUCCUCUUCAACACCUAUUCUAGCAGUACCACGUCGGAUCUGGUGCAGACGGAAAAGAAAGCAUGCGACUUUGGAUUUUUUUUGACCCUGAAGCCCGUGAACGAGACAAUCAGGGAAGAUCAGAGAAGAACAGAGGGCAUAGAAUCUAGGAGACGCGGGUAG
This is a messenger RNA of Marasmius oreades (fairy-ring Marasmius), 564 nucleotides long. RefSeq lists its product as uncharacterized. Lineage: Eukaryota; Fungi; Basidiomycota; Agaricomycetes; Agaricales; Marasmiaceae. The record is from RefSeq and is a predicted model, not a curated record. The coding region runs from base 1 to 564 and encodes 187 amino acids. The transcript is spliced from 2 exons.